CUUCAAAUGAACUCAAUUCCCUUGCUUUCCUUUUCACAGGAUAUUGCUGUAAUUUGGUGAUCGGUGGCCGCAUCAUGGCGGAUCCCUUCAGUCUCGCAGCGAGCGUUUUCGCUACUAUACAGAUCGCAGAUAGGCUGGUCGGCAUCUGCAAACACUACAUCGAAAGUGUCCAGGACGCACCGUCGGAUCUCCGAGUAAUCCUGGUCGAGACAUCAGCAGUGAAAACGAUUCUGGAGAAUGUGGAGUUUCUACUUAAAUGCGACAAUGGACAAUCAAUGUUUGAUGGCUUGUCGGGUGGAUCCGGACCGAUCGAGGGAUGUCGAAAGGCGAUUACCGAUCUACUGGGCUUACUCCCUUCCAAACAGCAUCAGAAGAAGGUUCAUGGUAAAUCCAAACGGCAGUGCAUACAACUUACCCUCGAGACGAUAGCUUGGCCAUUAAAGGAAACCAAGGCCAGAAAGCUGCUGGAAGAUAUCGCGCGACAUAAAGGCACCAUCACUUUUGCGCUCACCACGGAUGCCGCCCAUGGCAUCAGAAACAUUCAAAAGAUUCUGACCGAAUCUCAACAAAAAGAAAUCUACAAAUGGCUCAGAGACGUCGACCCCUCGCCUAUCCACCACCGAGCAUGUCAAAACCACGAGCCCGGGACGUGUGACUGGAUGUCGCGUCUUCCGGAGUGGCCCAAGUUCCUCGACGGGAAAAUACGUUGUCUUUGGAUCCACGGGAUUCCUGGAGCCGGCAAAACGAUUUUGGCUUCGCAGCUCAUCACAAUCACGGAGGAAAACUGCAAGAGACUUGACUCGGCUGAUUCAAAGUCAAUCAGUAUCUACUACUACUGUUACUUUGGAAACAAUCAAAACGAGACGUCUCCGUUCCUCAAAUGGGUUCUUGUACGCCUUUGCCGACAAGCGCAGCUAGUUCCUGACCUUCUCUGGAAACUUUUCCAACACGGAGGCCAACCGAGCACUGAGAGCUUGUUGUCAGCCCUCGAAGCAGCUCUUGAACGUUUCGAACAUGUAUUCAUCACGAUUGACGCCAUUGAUGAGAGUAAACCUCGAGACGAGCUUCUCAAAGUCAUCCGGAACCUCGCCACUGAUCACAGGUUCGCCAAAGUUCGACUGUUAGCGACCAGUCGCGAAUACCUGGACAUCGAGAAAGCCAUGCAAGACGUCUCAACCGAAGUCUCAAUGCGGAAUGCGUAUCUAGACGCCGAUAUACGACUGUACACCGAAUCUCGCCUGAGAAAUCACGAAAAAAUCAAGAACUGGCCGCUCGAGUUGCGAAAUGAAACUUUGGAAGCGUUAUGUGCGGGUGCAAAGGGAAUGUUUCGAUGGGUAGUCUGUCAAAUUGAUUCCCUUCGAAGAGUGAAAGGGACAAACACAGCCAUCAGGAGGGAGUUGAGGAAUCUCCCAACGACAUUGGACAAUGUCUACGACAGGAUCUUUCAGUCGAUCCCCGAGGAAGAUGCGGUUGUUGUCCGUUCAGCUAUGCGGUGGAUCUGCUUUAACCAAAAAUUAUUCAGCCCUACCAUCCCUAGCCUCACACUCCUAGGCGCCGUUGAGAACGACGUUUCCGGGGAUUAUACUUGUGCUCGGGAAUAUCAGUACGACAUCGAUCUACUUCGCGAACUCUGCGGAUGCCUAAUCACCGUCGAGCUGCAGACAAUCCGCAAACUUGACGGGCAGCCAGGUGAACAACAACACGUCUCAUUUGCUCAUUAUACCGUUCUCGAAUAUCUGGCCUCCCCCCGUCGAUACCAGCCCAACCGCUUCUUUGCUUUUGAUAAAGACGAAAUGCUGGUCAACCAAGCAGAACUUAUUCUUGAGCAAGCGCAGUUCUUCAGCAUUGCCGACGCUGGCCACUUUACGAAUCAAGAUGUCGAUGGCAGGCAAUACGAGCGGGUGCCGAAUUUCCCGACAUACUGUGCCCUCUCUGCCUUAAUGCUAAUAGAUCGCCAUGACAGCUUCUUGGCAGAAAAACACAGCCUUGCCAGCUUGGUGAUAAGCUUUGAGCCAGAGAAAGCCCACUUUCUGGACAUCCUCCACAGAUUCGCAGGCUUCAAAGAUGAAGAUCCAACGACCUUUAUAUAUGGUACCACCCCCACCUUUUACUCGGUAACCUGGAAUGCUCUGCCAGAUCCUCAGAUUCGCACUCUGGUUCAACUGCUUCUGAGUGGCGCCCUCAAAUUGUCGCAUUUCCUGCUGCAGAAAAGUAAUGCUGCUAGUAUACUCAAGGCUGACAUCCACCUGGAAGUGGAUUUGGACUUAUAUGAUAUCGGCCCCACAGAACACAGCAGGACGUGGCACUUUCACGGCUCAGUCGUUGACUUCUAUGCGAUGCAUUGCAUAAGAAACCCUACAAUCUUUAAAUACCUCAUUGACUCUUGGGCUGGAGCCAUUGAUUUUCGGACAGUUCUUGUCUCAUACAUACCUUGGCACGCACAUCAGCGCGAUUGCAAGGACUGGUGCGUAGUUCAAAAAUUGCUUGAAUCGGGGGCGCCGGUAGACUCGCAGGAUUACGCCCUCACGCCGUUACAGGUUGCCGUUGCGUUUCUCGACUUGGAGGGAGUCGACGCCUUGCUGAGAAACGGAGCGAUGACAAGCGCCUUGGGUAGCACAGCUUCGGGUGAGGCCAAAUACGAUCACCUAGGGCUAUCCAGAUUUCUAGGUGGUAAGUUACCCCUCGAGAUCUGUGUAUCCGGGCUACAUGAAGAGAUUAUGGAGACCCUGUUUGAGAAUAAUGGCAAUUCCGAUGACAGUGAAUAUUUCAGAGACCGGGUUCCGGAUGUUGAGAGCAUAAGGUUUCUCAUUCAGAAGCAAUUGGUGGAACACAGCGAGAUUGGUUCAACCUAGCAUAAUAUAGCAUCAAGAAUAUACAGCUCCUUUGGCUAUUU
Colletotrichum navitas is the source of this 2893-nucleotide messenger RNA. RefSeq lists its product as uncharacterized. The coding region runs from base 75 to 2852 and encodes 925 amino acids. The transcript has 4 exons. The record is from RefSeq and is a predicted model, not a curated record. Lineage: Eukaryota; Fungi; Ascomycota; Sordariomycetes; Glomerellales; Glomerellaceae.